Molecule: messenger RNA, 1503 nt
Organism: Striga hermonthica
Lineage: Eukaryota; Viridiplantae; Streptophyta; Magnoliopsida; Lamiales; Orobanchaceae
Source: the annotation of a GenBank genome assembly
AUGGCGUCUGUUCGUGGUAUUGCCGCCGUUAGCAACUUGGCGUUGACUUGCCCUUCAUCGUCGAAGAACUGCUGCCCUUUGUCGACGACCCAUCGGUCAAAUUUCCAAUCUUUUGCAACAAUUUCUACUCAAUUUUCUCUACUCAGGUUAAAAAGAAGCAAAAUCGAUGGUUUUAGAGGGCUAAAAUCGGUUCAGAUGGACGUGUUCAUCACGAGCGACGACGAGGCUGAAAUGGGGGAAGGGUUUUUUGCGGCCAUAGAGGAGCUUGAGCGGAUGGCCCGGGAGCCGUCUGAUGUGCUCGAGGAGAUGAACGAGAAGUUGUCUGCCCGCGAGCUGCAGUUGGUGCUGGUGUACUUUGCGCAGGAAGGAAGGGACUCUUGGUGCGCUCUGGAGGUUUUUGAGUGGCUGAAGAAGGAGAAUAGAGUGGAUAAGGAGACGAUGGAGCUGAUGGUCUCGAUUAUGUGCGCUUGGGCGAAAAAGCUGAUUGAAGGGAAAAAUAAGGUGGAAAAUGUGGUUGAUCUCUUGGUGGACAUGGACUGUGUUGGUUUGAAGGCAGGAUUCAGUAUGGUAGAGAAAGUGAUCUCACUGUAUUGGGAAGCUGAGGAAAAAGAACAGGCGGUUUUGUUUGUCGAGGAGGUUUUGAGGCGAGGGAUAAUUGUUCGGGAUGGAGAUAGGGAUGGUAAUAAAGGCGGCCCGGUUGGAUAUCUGGCAUGGAAGAUGAUGGAGGAUGGAAACUAUAGUGAUGCUGCGAAACUAGUGAUCAAUCUCAGAGAAUCGGGCCUGAAGCCCGAGCCCUACAGCUAUCUAAUAGCUAUGACUGCCAUAGUGAAGGAGCUCAACGAGUUCGCAAAAGCCCUACGCCGACUAAAAGCCUUCUCCGCCAGGCCCGGCCCGAUUAUCGAGCUCAACCCGGACUCCCUCCCUCUCGUCGAGACCUACCAAGAGACCCUCCUCACAAAUGGGCUUCUCCUCUCUAACUGGGCCAUCCAGGACGGUGGCCCACCACUAGUUGGGCCGGCCCACGAGCGCCUCCUGGCAAUGUACGUCUGCGCGGGCCGUGGUGCCCAAGCCGAGAGGCAGCUCUGGGAGAUGAAGCUCGCCGGGCGGGAAGUCGGCAGGGACCUUCACGACAUCGUGCUGGCCAUUUGUGCCUCGCAGGAUGAAUCGGGCCCGGUGGGCCGGCUACUGGCCCGGUUGGACUUGGCGGGCCCGUAUGGGAGGAGGAAGACACUGACAUGGCUUCUAAGGGGAUACAUUAAAGGGGGGCACUUUAGGAAAGCGGCCGAGACGGUGAUUGGGAUGCUCGACUCGGGGCUGUGCCCAGAGUAUGUGGACCGUGUGGCGGUGGUGAGGGGGCUGAGCGGGAGGGUCGGGGGACAGCGGGGGGAUGCUGAUGCUUACGUGGCGCUCUGCAAGCGGCUCUCGGAUGCGGGCCUAGUGAGCCCGGUCAUCGUUUACCUUAAUGUGAGGAAGUUGGGGCUCUGGGUGGUCCAGAUGCUUUGA